This is a messenger RNA of Scomber scombrus (Atlantic mackerel), 1128 nucleotides long. RefSeq names its product lysosomal associated membrane protein 3 (gene lamp3). The coding region runs from base 82 to 855 and encodes 257 amino acids. Lineage: Eukaryota; Metazoa; Chordata; Actinopteri; Scombriformes; Scombridae. The transcript has 7 exons. Gene Ontology annotation, cellular component: membrane. The record is from RefSeq and is a predicted model, not a curated record.
CCACAGCUGCAGCAUUUCCAUUGUGUUUCAAAUCUAGCAGCAUCAUUUUAUUAUAGCCUGUUUGAUUCUUUUCUAGAUACAAUGAUAAGGAGCUGUGCAGGUGGAUGGUGUCUUUUAUUCCUGGCUGCCAUUUUUCCAGGUGUUCACCUCCAGGGAAAUGGCCGCUCCACUCAGGCUGCCUCCCACUCUGAACUCCCCUCAGAGGCUCAGAUCUACCAGCUGCCGGUCCUGUGGCCCAUUGAGACAACUCCUUUCGUAGGGACCUACACGGUGGAAAACCAUGCUGGGAUAACCUGCAUCAAAGCCACCAUGGGAGUAGAAUACAUUGUCAUCGAAAAGAAGAAGUCCUGGUAUUUUAACCUGGACCCCUCCAGAGUCAUAACCAAUGGUCUCUGUGGCAAAGACACUGCUGUCCUGUUUCUCACUCUGCCGGGUUAUGCUGCCAGUCUGCAGUUCACCUUCAAAAAGGGAGCGACUCUCGACUUCUACGUCACUGACUUGGCUGCUCACCUGUCUCCUCGGCCUGUCUGCCUGGGAUGUGCCAAUAAGACUUACUCAGGUUCAAUAACACAUGACAAGCUGUUUGCAGCAGGCGAUGGACAGAGCUUCAAGUGCAGUUCUGUGAGUCUGCUUCCGACCUCUUCGGAGCUGAGGAUCAAGCUGGUUCACUUACAGGUGCAGGCCUUCAGGGUGCCAACAUUCCUGUAUGGACAAGAGGUGGAUUGUUGGACUGAUUUUUACAAGGAGCUCAUUCCCAUCAUCAUUGGGGCCACAGUGCUGACCCUCGUUCUGACCGCUUUGCUGACCUUCUUGCUCAUCAAAGACCGCCACAGAACAGGCUACGUGAGGAUUUGAGUCUGAUGUGAACCUGGAUGCAGAUUAUCUUCACCUCAAAGACCACUCCAACCACAGUUACCAUCACAAAAAGUUCUCAGAUUUUCUCUCUUUAAUUAGUAUUUGACUUUUUCCUCAAUAGAUUUGUCUGAUAUCAUCUUAUACAGAACUCAUGUCUGUAAAUGCAAACAGUAGACCUAUUAUUGAACUUUUACAUUUUUUACUUUUUACAUUUUUUUUUGCAUUGUCUUUGUAACUCUUAAGUACCUUAAUUUCAUUUUGCAUUUCAUUUGU